This is a messenger RNA of Vitis vinifera (wine grape), 2604 nucleotides long. RefSeq lists its product as uncharacterized. NCBI's taxonomy places the organism in Eukaryota, Viridiplantae, Streptophyta, Magnoliopsida, Vitales, Vitaceae. Gene Ontology annotation, cellular component: U1 snRNP; U2-type prespliceosome. The record is from RefSeq and is a predicted model, not a curated record. Gene Ontology annotation, molecular function: mRNA binding. Gene Ontology annotation, biological process: mRNA splice site recognition. The transcript has 8 exons. The coding region runs from base 312 to 1388 and encodes 358 amino acids.
UUAUUAUUUUCUAUUAACUCAUAUCAAAUGGGGUGAAGAAAAAUAUUUCUCAUCAGCGAAACAGGCCCUAAUUGAAUCACCGCAACCCGCCUCGUACACACAAUCUCUGGAGGCUCAAGUCCUCGAGAACCGAUAAAAACACAUAAUCACCACAAGUUUCACUGAACUCUCCAUCAAUUCUAAAAAGGGUAGACUCUAGAAAGAAAAAGAAUCCCCAAUCCAUAAAGCCCUAAUCUUGCUGCAUAGUUAGGGCUUGUCUUCUCCAAUACUCUCUUUUCUUUCUCACUGCUUGAAACCCUCCAUAGCCAGCGAUGGACGCUCAGAGAGCUCUUCUAGACGAGCUCAUGGGUGCAGCGAGAAACCUGACGGAAGAAGAGAAAAAAGGGUACAAGGAGGUUACUUGGGAUGAUAAGGAGGUUUGUGGAUUCUAUAUGGUGCGGUUUUGUCCUCAUGAUCUCUUCGUCAACACUCGAAGUGAUCUCGGACCAUGCCCUAGAAUUCAUGAUCAAAAGUUGAAAGAAAGUUUUGAAAAGUCUCCAAGACAUGAUUCAUAUGUGCCUCGCUUUGAAGCUGAGCUUUCUCAGUUUUGUGAGAAAUUGGUUAUGGACUUGGAUAGAAGAGUGAGGCGUGGGCGUGAACGCCUUGCCCAAGAGGUGGAAGCAGCCCCACCUGCUCCACUUUCACUGGAGAAAUCUGAGCAAUUAUCUGUGUUAGAGGAAAAAAUAAAGAAUCUGUUGGAACAAGUUGAGGCCCUUGGUGAAGCUGGCAAGGUGGAUGAGGCUGAAGCACUCAUGAGGAAGGUGGAGAUGCUGAAUGCUGAGAAGACAGUCUUGACUCAACAACCCCAGAAUGACAAAGUCCUAAUGCUUGCACAGGAGAAAAAGAUGGCUCUGUGUGAAACCUGUGGUUCUUUUCUGGUAGCAAAUGAUGCUGCAGAGAGGACUCAGUCUCAUGUCACAGGAAAGCAGCAUAUUGGUUAUGGCAUGGUUCGGGAUUUCAUCACUGAGUACAAGGAAGCCAAGGAGAAGGCAAGGGAAGAAGAAAGAUUAAAGAGGGAGAAAGAAGCUGAAGAGAGGAGAAAGCAGAGAGAGAAGGAAUCUGAGAGCAGAAGUCGAAGAGCUGAUUCUGGUGAUAGGGACAGGACUCGUGACCGAGAUAGAGACAGGGAGCGGGAUCGAUACAGAGAACGAGAACGGGAUCGUGAAAGGCCUCGAGAGUGGAAUGGUAGAGGAUACAGAGAUGGAGGAAGAGGAACAGAUUGGAGGUACAGCAAUUCCAGGGAUGGAAGAGAUGGAGGCAGGGAUAGGUACCGUGAUCGGAGCAGGUCACGUUCCCCUGUUAGGCAUAGCCACAGGAGGUCCCCUCAAAGUCCAGUUCGGCCAUAUUAGUGGACUGUGUAGAUAGAUAUCUGAGCUUUGAAAUCAAGAGCUUUAUUGAGACUUUACCAUGGCCCUAUCACCAAUAUUGUUAGAGGAGAAAGGGUUGAGGUAGGUAUUGUAACUCUUUUUUUAUGAUCUAUUGUUAGGCUUUGGUUGAACUAAACAUCUUUUAUGAGUUGCUUCUCUGAAACAUUGUUUUCAGAGUCUUUUAUUGGGCUUCUUUUUUAUUGUCAUUGCUGGAUACAUUAUUGUCAAAUAGUUAAGAGGACAGAUCCAAAAUAUAUGCAUCAAUUACAGCUGCUGAGGAGGAUUAUGGUUUUUUUCUCAAAUCUGAGGUAACACAUAAAUCUCAAUUAUCCCGACGAAGCCCAUGGAUUAAUUUCCCUACUUAUCAUGGACUCAGGUUUUCUUUCUUUAUGGCCUUUCAGUUGUCAAGUGUCUUCAAGCAAAUCGUUGCUUGUAAAUGCUGCUCGAUGCUCUUCCCUUAACCUGCCCCUGUCCCUGCCCUUUUUUAGUUUAUGGUUCUUGAAUGACUUGAGCAGUGCAUGUGCAAUGCGCAUGAAUUGGAAGUUACAAAAAUCAGGAGACAUGGGGAAUCUGAGGGUAACUAAUUUGCCGACUCUAUGUUACUUGUUUUACAGAACUGGUGAUAGUUUUCAACUUUAAACUUCAUGGGCAGGGUCAGGCAGUGAACUAUGCUUCAGUUUGUCAAGUAGUACAUAGGUAACCUCUCUAUCUAUGCAGAGGGAUGCUCAUAGCUUCCUACCCAUAUAUCUUUCAAACUCAUUUUCUGAAGCAGAACCAUUGUUUCCACAUGCAUGAAUAUCUCCGUGGAUUGGGGUGUCGAGUCUCUUCCUGCUUCAAAAAAUAGUAAAAUUGCAACAGUGUGGGGUGCCUGGAGGUAACUAACUUGAUCUGUAGAAUAUGAUAUUUCUGUGUGGAGUUUGCAGGAAAGGCACCAAAGCAGGUAUUUUAUUGGGGCCUCGGUGGCAUAAAUUUGUGGCUGAUAAAAGUGGUAUUUAUAUAUAUAUUUUUUAUGAUAUGUAUGAAGAGUGACUUGUGCAGGGAAAUUAAUUUUACAACGUAGGUGCUGCUUGGUGAAUUACAUAUGAUGAACAGAGUAGGGAAAUUGAGGAAGUCCUUUUAUGUAAUUGAAAUUGACAGGAACAUGGCAUGUAAUGCUUGUAGAAACAUAUGCCACUGGUAAUUGAAGAUUUUUGUGCGC